Pseudogymnoascus destructans is the source of this 2309-nucleotide messenger RNA. RefSeq lists its product as uncharacterized. NCBI's taxonomy places the organism in Eukaryota, Fungi, Ascomycota, Leotiomycetes, Thelebolales, Thelebolaceae. Bases 1039 to 2106 code for a protein of 355 amino acids. Gene Ontology annotation, biological process: regulation of transcription by RNA polymerase II. Gene Ontology annotation, molecular function: DNA-binding transcription activator activity, RNA polymerase II-specific. The record is from RefSeq and is a predicted model, not a curated record. The transcript has 2 exons.
CCUCCUCUAAAGUCCUACGUUCCUACUAUAUACACUUCCCUAUAGGGGCGGAGGGAAGACCCUCCGCCUUAGCACCGUAGCGCACGUGAUCAUAAUCUGCACGUGAUGCUGCUCGUGACACCCUUUUUCUAGAGAAUGACUACAGCACAGGCACAUUCUAGUGAAUCGCAGCUGUCCGUCGUAACUCGGACCUGUAUACGAGUUACGAGUUACGAGCUACUCCGUACCGGUCCCUCCACCGCCCUGCUCUAACAAGUUUGCCGCCCCAGCCCAGGCUUCGUCCCCUACUAUUCACUACUAUAACUUAGCUUCGGAGCACAAGGCUUAUCUGCAAUUGGGUCAGCAGCUAAUCUCGCCCCCCGUCCCACUCCCAUGCCCUGGCCACAGGUUCUGGAUGGUCCUGAGCCCUGCAAGUGAUGGUGUUUGAAGAUCUUGGAGAUCGAUCGACCACAACAGAGUCUCAUUCCUCCUCCCCUAUGGACCAGGACCACGGCCAGGCGUCCUCCGCGCCGGUAUCACGACCCCAAGCCUUCCGCCGGCCCCAUCACAAGUCCCGUCUAGGUUGCCAGUCCUGCAAGGCUAGAAAAAUUAAGGAAAGACGGCCCUGUUUCCCCUCAAUCCACAUAACUCGUAUACCCCCUUGCACUCCUCAAACCCCAUUUCCAGAGCCCCAGGUCUGUCGGAGUCACGUACAUUUUUAUAUUGAGUUUGUGAUCACGUGGUGAUGCACGUGUUACCGUUCGAGUCUACGACGUCGUCGUUAUCACUGAACUUCCUAGCUAACAUCCUCGUUUUUAGUGUGACGAAAAUAAACCAAGCUGUAACAAAUGCACCAGGUACAAUACGCCAUGUUCAUUCGUACGACUUCAGCCGUCCAAGCCGGCCCUGGAGGUCCAGGCCAACUCGUACCCGCAGCUCGCUCAACGCCUCGAGCCUAAUAAUGGCACUUCCCAUACAACACCCUAUCCUUCUCCAUCAGUCUCUCAAGGCCCUUCGAACUUCUCUCUCCUUUCCGGUGCCCCCGUGUUCUUCACAUUAAUGGACCUCGAGCUUCUCCACCACUACACAAUCUCAACCUGCUUCACCAUCUCCGAUCUUCGCUGCUGGCAAACGGCCGUCCCCGCCAUCGCAGUCGAUUAUCCCUUUCUCAUGCACGGCAUCCUCGCCACAUCCGCACGCCACCUCGCCUACCUACGCCCCAGCCAGCGCGACCGCUAUAUCGCCGCCUCUGACAAGCACCACCAUCUAGGACUGACCGGCUACCGCGAAGCCCUGACCGAGAUCACGCCAGCAAACUGCCACGCCUGCGCCGCCUACACGCUCAUGCUCAACGUAUACGCGUGGACCUCCUUCCACGGCUCCGACAGCUUCUUCCUGCCCGACCUUGACAGUGACUCCUCGCCGAACAAAGUCGAGCUCAUCACCAUCCUCCGCGGCGGCAACGCUGUCAUGUCUGUCGCGCGGCACUGGGUCCUCGUGGGCCCACUCUCGGCCGUCUAUGUCCCCUGGGUCAACUGGGACAAGGAUCCCAACAUCAGCCGCCUACCGAGCGUGCAAUCCCUCCUCUCCCGUCCAGAAGACUCCUCCCCCAUCCUCCCCCACGAAGAUGACGCACGCCUCGAGCGCCUCGCCGCCCUCUGGGCUCCGUCAUCCGCUGAUCUCCCUUCCCCGCCCGCCUCACACGGAGGCGCACCGUCGGGCCCCGCACCCCUGACGCCAGAAGCGCGGCAGGUGCUAUUCGAGGUACUAUUCUUGCUACGUCGCAUCUUCGUCAUCAGCGUGGCGGAUAAUGGCAUUGAGGCGCAGGCCGCGACGCUGUCGUGGUCGAUUAUCGUGUCUGACGCGUAUAUCGCGGCGGUGCAACAGCGUAGCCCUGCGGCGCUGGUGCUGCUGGCGCAUUACUGUAUUUUGCUGAAGCGGUCGGGUGAGAGGUGGUGGAUUGAGGGGAAGUCGGAGGAGCUGCUGGGGAAGAUUAAGCGUAUUUUAGAGGCGAGUGGGGAGGGGUGGAUGCAGUGGAUUGAGUGGCCGAUGAGGGAGGUUGGGGAGGGAAGGGUGAAGGGGAGUGUGUCGAGACAGCGGUCGACGGUGGCUGGGACGCCGAUUUAGAGGAUAGGGAUGGGGUAGGUGUUGAUUUGUUGCUGGUUGCUCGGCAGCUGGUCGCUCGUCUGUUCUUUCGUGUCUUUACUUGAUGGGUAUGGGCUGGCGUUUUUAUCAAAAUAUGGCACGGGUUAUGGUGCCUUGCAUUUGCAUUUGCAUCUAUAAAGAGGAGAUUAAAUCUCUAAAUACGAUUGCAGCUUCUAGAACCGCCU